AUGAAGCCACUCCUGAUCCUGGCCCUGGUGGCCACUGCUGUUGCUUCCUCCGCAAACGAUGAUGAUGACAAGAUUGUCGGGGGCUAUACCUGCAAGGAGAACUCUGUGCCCUACCAGGUGUCCCUGAACUCGGGCUACCACUUCUGCGGUGGUUCCCUUAUCAGCAAGCAGUGGGUGGUGUCCGCGGCCCACUGCUACAAGUACCGCAUCCAGGUGAGGUUGGGUGAACACAACAUCGAUGUCCUCGAGGGGAACGAGCAGUUCAUUAACUCAGCCAAGGUCAUCCGCCACCCUCGCUACAGCAGCUGGACCCUGAACAACGACAUCUUGCUGAUCAAGCUGUCCUCAGAGGCCACUAUCAACUCCCAGGUGGCCCCCGUGCCCCUGCCCUCAAGCUGCGCAGCUGCUGGCACCUGGUGCCUCAUCUCUGGCUGGGGCAACACCCUCAGCUCUGGCCAGAACUACCCCGACCUGCUGCAGUGCCUGGACGCCCCUCUGCUGAGCCAGGCGGAGUGUGAGGCUGCCUACCCCGGGGAUAUCACUGAGAACAUGGUGUGUGCCGGCUUCCUCGAGGGCGGCAAGGACUCCUGCCAGGGUGACUCCGGGGGCCCCGUGGUCUGCAACGGGGAGCUGCAGGGCAUUGUGUCCUGGGGCUACGGCUGUGCCCAGAAGAACCUGCCUGGGGUCUACACUAAGGUCUGCAACUACGUGGACUGGAUCCAAGAAACCAUUGCUGCCAACUGA
Trichechus manatus latirostris (Florida manatee) is the source of this 744-nucleotide messenger RNA. RefSeq names its product serine protease 2 (gene PRSS2). Gene Ontology annotation, molecular function: serine-type endopeptidase activity. The coding region runs from base 1 to 744 and encodes 247 amino acids. Gene Ontology annotation, biological process: proteolysis. The record is from RefSeq and is a predicted model, not a curated record. Lineage: Eukaryota; Metazoa; Chordata; Mammalia; Sirenia; Trichechidae. The transcript has 5 exons.